Molecule: messenger RNA, 564 nt
Organism: Dentiscutata heterogama
Lineage: Eukaryota; Fungi; Glomeromycota; Glomeromycetes; Diversisporales; Gigasporaceae
Source: the annotation of a GenBank genome assembly
AUUGAAAUCGCUGGUUAUUACCCUGACUGGCAUGAAAGAAGGAAAUUUCCUAAUAAUGAAGUUAAAAGAUCUAUUGAUGGACCAGAAGACGCUGAAGAAUUUUCAAUUGUUCUGCUUGGGUUUAAAAAUACAUUUAAACGUAAGCCUCCUUUUAUUCAAGAAGAAAUUAAACAAGAGUUCUAUCGUUGGAUUAGUUCCACUGGAAUUAAUGAAUAUAAUUGUCCUGAAAGAUUACAACAUAUUUUGUUUGGGUUUAAUGAAAUAUUGGAAGGUAGAAGUAAAAAGUUCGAUAAAGAUUUAAAAAAUAGCAAGCAAACUCUUGAUCAUAAUUCUCCUGAAUAUGCUAGAGAAUUAAACAAAAUGUUUGUUGCUGUUCAAGCUCCAUUACGAAAUCAAAGAAAAGUAGCUGAGUCUCUUGAAGGCAAAAAACAUGAUGAAAAUGAUAUUAAAAAUAAGUUUACCGGUAACACUGAACAAAGUCAAGGAGUUCUUCAUAAAUUUGCUAGUGCAGUUAGCUAUGUUCAUGAAAAGUUUCAUUUUUUUCCGCAAGAGGACCGAAAAGAG